Messenger RNA from Salmo salar (Atlantic salmon), 2771 nucleotides. Its product is annotated as potassium voltage-gated channel subfamily V member 2. The record is from RefSeq and is a predicted model, not a curated record. NCBI's taxonomy places the organism in Eukaryota, Metazoa, Chordata, Actinopteri, Salmoniformes, Salmonidae. Gene Ontology annotation, biological process: action potential; protein homooligomerization; potassium ion transmembrane transport. Gene Ontology annotation, cellular component: membrane; voltage-gated potassium channel complex. Gene Ontology annotation, molecular function: delayed rectifier potassium channel activity.
GUGAGGAGGAUGAAUCCCCAACUCAUGCUCUUGAUCUUCUUGCACGUUGAAUCAAACAUGGUGUAGCUUUUUCUCUCCCUGCUGAAUUUGUAAGGAAAGGAAAAGGAAGAAGGUCUUGCCGUUGUUGUUCUUUGUGUCGAGGAAUGUGAAACGUGUGACAUAUUGGAUUUGUUGGUAAGGUCUUUACUGAUUUAACUUUCACUAGGUGAGCAGGAUUGAUUAUUCUCAAUUUCCUACCCUCUGAGGGGUCGUACAAUGGAACAACAUUCAAAAACCACUCAUCACCUUAAAAAGCUGAAAAAACGGCGCUCCAGUUUGUUUGCCAGCGUGAAACUGAACACCAGCUUAUCCAAGAACAUUGAAGAACCAGACGCUACCUUCCCAUUUGCACAGGAGAGCUCUGUGAAAGCAUGGACGUCCAUGGAUAACCUGGACAACCCUGCUACUCAGACAGUGGUCUCGAAGGAGAACGGGCCCGAGAAGAAAAGGGAGGAGAAAGAAAAACGUGUCGCCAGACAAUCCAACAUAGUCACCAUCAAUGUCGGUGGGAGAGUCUUUCACAUACCAAUCCAUCUGGUUCUCCGCUACCCCAAAACCAGGAUUGGCUCUCUGGCCCUCUGUACCGAUCCUGUGAAGAGGAUGACACUCUGCGACGACUACUCCGUCCGCAAAAAUGAGUUCUUCUUUGACCGGGACCCCACUUUCUUCCACUACAUCUUCCACUUUUACUGCAGCAACGUCAUGUGGGUGAUGGAGAGUCUGUGUCCGCUCAAUUUCGAGGAGGAGAUGAACUUCUGGGGUCUCCGCAUGAGGGACACUCCGAGGUGUUGCCGCAUGCUGUUUGAGGAGAAGGUGGAUGAGAUCAAAGAUGGCCUGAAGGUCAACCAGGAGCUGAUCGACGAAAUCAAGCCGGCCCACAGGGAUGAAGAGGCCAUGUUCAAAACCAUGUUCCUGGGAGGGUUACGCAAGGCCCUUUGGGACCUGAUGGAGAACCCCUACUCCUCUUUAGCGGCCAAGGGCUUCGCCGUGUUCUCCAGCCUCUUCGUCCUCAUCUCCAUCGUUGCCAUGACCCUCAACACGGUGAAGGAGCUGAGGAAGUACACUAUCUAUGGCAAGACCUACAUGGAGUGUGUGGAGAUCGUCUCCAUCGUCUUCUUCACCUUUGAGUACUUCCUGCGGCUACUCACCACCUGCGACAUCAAACACUUUGUGAAAAGCGGCCUCAACUUUGUGGACCUGUUGGCCGUCAUGCCCUACUUCAUCCAGAUCAUCUUUGAGAUUUUCACAGAUGUUGAUGAUGCUGGUGCCCAGGAGGACCUGAAGACCAUGGCCAGGGUCAGCAAAGUCAGCAAGGUGCUCAAGGUGGUCAAGCUCAUGCGCAUCUUUCGCAUCCUCAAGCUGGCCAAACAUUCCACGGGAAUGCGGGCGUUUGGCUUCACCAUCCGGCAGUGCAGAGAGCAGGUGUGCUGCUUAUUCCUGUUCAUUAUCAUGGGCAUCUUCACCUUCUCGGCCCUCAUGCACUCUGUGGAGCUGGACCAGCCAGGCACCCCCUUCAGCAGCAUCCCUGAUGCCUGGUGGUGGGCCGCAGUGAGCAUCUCCACUGUGGGCUAUGGUGACGUGGUGCCCAUCUCCUAUCUGGGUCGCUGCGUGGCUUUUGGCUGCAUCUCCUUUGGCAUUAUCCUCAACGGCAUGCCCAUCUCAAUCCUCUUCAACAAGUUCUCCGACUACUACGCCAAGCUCAAGGCCCAGGAAUACACCCAGACUAUAGGCCCGGGUGUACGCACCUUCCAGCUCAAGAAACGUCUGCGGCGCAAGUUCGAUGGCUGCUUUGAACCACAGCCUUCGGACGACUCUGAUGACGAUUAUGACACCGCAUACCAUCCAUACAGGAGUCAGAGCUGUGCGGGCGCCGAGUGAGACCCUAAUGCCAACGCCCCUUAAAUGCCUUUCUCGCCUUCACGCUGGAGACUGACACCCCAUCUGCCUCUGACUAUAUUCUAAGCCGGGAUGUAGGAAAGUAAACAUUGGGCAAAGGGGGUGGUGGGGGUGGGGGAUUGAGGCUGAGCCAAGGGGAGAUAAACCGUAAGCUACAGCUUUAGACGUGGCACGCUAAGGGUGACUCCUCAGUCAAAUGGACAGGAAUUACCCACCAUCGGGAUCGGUUUCUAAGAAUAGCACCUGAUGCAGUUAAGUUGAGUGGAACUACCUUUUUACCAGGCAUUCAUGCCUAUAACAGAGUAACGGCCAACGUUUAUUAGACUAUAUUGCACAAACCACUUGAGAAGCUGAGGGAUGGUAGCCAGUAGGCCUAUGACUGCUCCAUUGGAUGAAGUGCUAAUAUACAUUUUUUUGGAGGGGGCCUCAGAUCUAUAAAAUGUGCAGGCUGUAAAUUUUCAUAUCAACACAUGCAAUUAGGCCUAAUUAGUUUAUUAUAACAUGAUAAAAGACACUAUUGCAGUUGGAUGAUACUUCCAGUAGGCAAUUACUUCUCAGUUUUUGUCAGAAAAUUAACAUUCAACUAAUUCAUUGAAAAAAUUAUUAUAAAACAACAGUUUUAACGGUAUCUUUAAUUCAUUAGCAGAACUGAACCCAACUCUGACAUGGUACUCAGUUUCUACCCAAAUGUCCAUGUUAUGGGCAAUAGUCAGUUCAAGUCACACUAUAUACUUAAAAUGUAUACAGUUAGACAGUACUAUAUAGUACUGUAUACAGGACUCAUUUGAAAUAGACCAUGCGAUGGGUGUCAAAGAAUAAAAGUUAUUUCAUCUGAA